GCGCCCAGUUGCUUUCGGGGGGCGGCGAAUUUGGGCGCGAAAUCAGUGCGCGCGCGAGCGAGGGAGAUGAGCUCGACGGCGACGGCGGCGGCGGAGGAGGCGGCGGACCUCCUCUGCCACCUCGACAACGUCCAAGGCAUCGUCGACGCCCUCUCCUCCGUCCGCUGGAAGCGCCACCAGGACGCGGUCGUCGAGGUGUCAGAGCACGGCAUUGUUCUGAUCGUCGAGGAGAGCGGUUGCCUACAAGCCAAGGUUUACCUGCAGCGCGAGCUGUUUAUCCGCUAUGAUUAUAGCGCGCAAGGGCGGCCUCGGUUCGGUGUGGGUUUGGGCCUCUUUGUCGACUGCUUGAGCACGUUCUCGGUUCCCGGGCAUUCCAACACUAUCGAGAUCCGUUAUCCAGGGCCUGACAUGCAGCUUCUCCUCAAGUCUAUUGAUUCGCUCGACGCUUGCAUUUAUGCUGAGAUCAGGACAAGGAUACCUGACACAGUUUCAUGGGACUAUGACUUUGAACCUGCAGGAAGUUCACCACUCAGUUUCACCGUUAAGUCUGCAGCAUUGAAAGAAGCCAUUGAUGAUCUCGAAUGGCCAGGGUCAAGUGUCAAAAUCUCUUUACAACCAGCACCUCCUUCUGUUAUGUUCAAAGGCGAAGGACAUGGAGAUUUGCAGAUAGAGUUCAUGUAUUAUGCAAAUACAGAUCUCCUGAUUGCAUUCCACUGCGACCAUGCAGUGUCCCACAGGUAUAAGUACAAGUUUCUCCGUGCAACGACUUCAAAUUUACCAAGCAAUGUCACUAAAGAUAACAGAGGAAGCAAGUUGACCAUUGGGAGAGGUGGAAUGUUGAAAGUUCAGCACUUAGUUUCGGUUGCAAGAUCUUCUGCUACGCACCAACACAACGCUUCUGGUUAUCAGCAACCCAGUCGAAUCGCUUAUGUCGAGUUCUUUGUGAAACCAGAGGUCGAUGGGGAUGAUGCGUAGGGCUUCUCUGACUACAUUAAAACCAGAGGAAGAUCACCAAUGAUUCGUAUGCCUCUCCAAAGCAAAUUUAAUUAAGCUAUACAUCGGUAUCUGUUCACACCAUGGUUUUUCUGUCUGUUCAGUAAAAGCAGUUAGCCCUGCAUUUUGAUCCAUUAGAUUCAAAGGGGCCAGUUCAUCACAUCCUGGGACUAAAUUGUUCAUUUCCGCCCUUCUCUGGGUAGGAGUGGAGGCACAAGGAUAGGCUCAUGUGUGGUUGCUGAAAAUGAUGGCCAGUGUUUAUACGAGCGAAAGGAUCACAGUAGAAGAUACAUCCUUUCCUAGUUCCGGCCCUGCUAAAGGUGCGACUUGCACAUGGUAUUGGGUGUGUCCAAGUUCGUGCAACAUCCACUGUAUUUUUUGUCUGAUUUGCAUAUAAGGAAUUUGGUUUGCUAUGGAAUAUUCUGGUUGAGUUGAGUUAUUCGGCCUGAUUUGAAA
Syzygium oleosum is the source of this 1449-nucleotide messenger RNA. RefSeq lists its product as uncharacterized. The record is from RefSeq and is a predicted model, not a curated record. NCBI's taxonomy places the organism in Eukaryota, Viridiplantae, Streptophyta, Magnoliopsida, Myrtales, Myrtaceae. The coding region runs from base 67 to 975 and encodes 302 amino acids. Gene Ontology annotation, biological process: DNA damage checkpoint signaling; DNA repair. Gene Ontology annotation, cellular component: nucleus; checkpoint clamp complex. The transcript has 7 exons.